AUGUGGGAACUUCACAUCCGUAAGCUCUGCCUCAAUAUCAGUGUUGGGGAGAGUGGAAACAGAAUGACCUGGGUGGCCAAAGUGUUGGAGCAGCUCACAGGCCUAACACCUGUAUUUUCAAAAGCUAGAUACAUCAUCAGGUCCUUUGGUAUCCAGAGAAAUGAGAAGAUUGCUGUUCACUGCACUGUCCAUGGAGCCAAGGCAGAAGAGAUUCUGGAGAAAGGCCUGAAGGUAUGGGAGUAUGAGCUAUGGAAAAAUAGUUUCUCAGAUACUGGAAACUUUGGCUUUGAGAUUCAAGAACACAUUGAUCUGGGCAUCAUAUAUGACCCAAGCAUUGGGAUCUACAGCCUGGACUUCUAUGUGGUGCUGGGUAGGCCAGCUUUCAGCAUCAUAGAUAAGAAGCGCAGGAGACGUUGCAUUGGAGCCAAGCACAGAAUCAGCAGAGUAGGCCAUGCGAUGGUUCCAGCAGAAGUAUGA
Peromyscus eremicus (cactus mouse) is the source of this 477-nucleotide messenger RNA. Its product is annotated as large ribosomal subunit protein uL5-like. The transcript has 2 exons. Bases 1 to 477 code for a protein of 158 amino acids. Gene Ontology annotation, cellular component: cytosolic large ribosomal subunit; ribosome. Gene Ontology annotation, molecular function: structural constituent of ribosome; RNA binding. Gene Ontology annotation, biological process: translation. Lineage: Eukaryota; Metazoa; Chordata; Mammalia; Rodentia; Cricetidae. The record is from RefSeq and is a predicted model, not a curated record.